CUUACACCGCCCACUGGAUAAACUUUAGAUAAAUUGGGCGCCGAGUUUCCUUAAUGUUAUCCGAUAUUCUUUUUUCAAAGAAAACAUGGCUGGAGAUUCCCGUAAAGAAUUUAUACUGACAUCUGUAGUUAAUCAUUUCAACGUCCAGCCGAAAGAUAACGAUGUCUUGUACCAGAGUGAAAGCCUCAAUAACUUCCUUGAUGAUGAGAGUACAACCAUCUUGUCUUGUUAUGUUAAAAGCAACACAAAGCAAAUAUUGUUCAACAAUAGCGUUGACAGAGUACCGUCAGAGGUUUUAAUAUUCUUCAAGCUAAGACUGGAAGUUAUAACUCCUGAUAACCUACACAAUAACAUCUGUAUCUCUUCCAUCAUUGAUUCCCCUUUCAAUACAUUCUACCAUGUCAUCAAAAGCCUUUAUGCCCCAGUAUUUCUUGAGGACACAAACUGGAAUCAGCUGAUGGACCCUCAACUCCAGAAACUGCUUGCUGAACUUAUUGCUGGUCUGAAAUCUUCCUUGAGAAAACAGAAUCUUUCUUCUGGAGACAAAAAGGAUGCAGAUCUUGAUGAAGACAAUUUUGGAGGAAUCAUCACACCUGAAGACGAAUUUCAAUUUUGGAAUGAUGUUAGUGUUUCAAGUCACUCACCUGAAGAUUGCAAGAGAGCUAAAUACUUCCAAGAGCUAUUCCAACCUAUCAGCAAAGAUUAUGGUAACGGUUUAGACUGCCUGGAAAUGCAAAAUGUUCUGGAGCUGAUUGAAGCAACUCAAGAUAUUCUGGAUGAUGUUUGGAAGCAGACUGAAUUUGAACCUGUGUAUCCAGAAAAACGAAUGAGACAUUUAAUGGAAGUUAUUGCAUCUUCCAUUGCUCGCUACGUGAAGAAGAGACUUGCAGAUGAAGACAUUUGGUACGGCUGUUACUCGAAAGUGUGUCAAAUUCUUCAGUCUGGCAUUAACAUCUGCGAGUCUUGGAUUAACAUCUGUGAAUCUUUCACUGUCCACUUGUGGAAACGAUAUGUUCAACAUCCAUGGUCUGGCAGCAAAUUUGUUCCGGCUGACCUUUCACAACUUGCUGAAAGAAUAAAUGAGGUCCUGACUCUUCGUUCAAUCCAUGAACAACUGACGCACUUGCUCACUUCCCAGGAGCAACAGGAACUGAACAUGUCGCAGGUAUUCCGGUCGUUUACUGGUCUUAACCCCAUUCUCUACAAUCCGUUCACCAAACCACUUUGGGACGCUGCAGUGGUACAGUUCAACCGAGUGCUGUCCCCCAUCGAGCAGAAAGUAGCCUCUGUCCUGAAACGCCACAUUCAAGAUGUGGAAGGAAACUUACAACAGCUUCUAUGGGAAUUCCACCAUUACAAAGAACUGAUUAAGAGGCCUGCAAUCAGCAAGGAGAUGCUCUCACAACGAGAAACUCUCCUUGCACAGUUAACUCGCAGCAUCAAGCAAAUCAAUGAAGACUUUAGUGCUCGCACUAAUACUGUUGACAAACCAAAUGUUCCCAGGGGUAAGAACCUACCAAACAUUGUGAAUGUUAUAAUAUAUGUACGACAGCUUGAGGCAAGGGUGGAAGAUAGCAUAAACAUGACUAAUGCUGUGUUAAAUGACUUGAGCAAUUAUGAAGCCUUCAAGAGAAAUGCUAAUGAAACACUGAAUGAUUUGAAGUCCUGGCGCAAGGAUCAUUUUGAAGAUUGGUCUAGCCAAAUGUCAGAUAUGAUCAACAGCCGUAGUCAACCCCUCAGCCUUUCUAUAAACAGCUGUAUCAUGGAACUGAAAAGUGACAAACUGAAAGUGAACUACGACGAGAGGCUGGUCACUCUUCUGCGAGAAGUUCGAAUGCUCUCAGCACUCGGGUUUACAAUCCCAAGAAAUAUUCAAGAAACAGCAAAAACUGCUAAGAAAUUCUACAGGCAUGGAAUCGUUUUGGAACAGGUUGCUCACUUCUAUAAUACCAUUGACCAACAGAUGAUAAUGUCACAGAAACCAAUGAUGAUCACUUCAGCUAGAGCCUUUGAAGCGUUGAUUGCUAAACCAAAAGAGAAUACAAAAGGACAUCAUGGUAUCACCAAGGUGACGUGGGAUAACCCUGAAGAACUGGAGAGCUACAUCAAGAGACUGCAGGAAGCUGCCAAGAAGCUGACGUCCGAAAAUCGAAUGUUGCGCCAGUACCAUAAGAACAUCUGUGAGAAGGUCCAACAGUUGAUGCAUCUUGAUCUACUGCGCAAACAUCAACAGUGGAAAGAUUGUUACAUGGAUAUCAAACAUGUGCUAACAGCUGUUUCUAAUCAGGGUUACUCCUUUGAAUUGAUGGUUGGCUGGCGCCGACACUGGGACUACCAACUGUACAAAAGUCUGGAACACCAAUACCAGAGUGGUUUGGAGGCUCUAAACACGAAUAUUGCAGAAAUUAAAGUGGAACUUGUAUUCAGGCACCAGAAACUACAGUUUUCUCCAUCAUUUGAGCAAACCAAACAGAGGUACUCACGAGAAAUGAAGAAAUUCCUGAGCAUUCCAUACAACUUCCAAGGUGUGUCCGAUAAAAACCGUACUAUGAUAUUUCGAACGAUCGUUGACAGGAAUGUGCGUGGGUUUGUAACCUGCUACAGAAAUAUGGAUACCCUUUUUAAACAGCUCAAAUCAGUUUAUGAACAAUUUAAGGAUUGGGUUGCUCUUGGAACUAUUGACAUAAAUGAGCUUGCAGACCAAUGUCUCGUAGAUAUUACUGACUGGGAACGAAAUAUAAAGGCAUUGAAGAUUCGUAGCCGGAAUGCAGAUAAACUACCAAACCAGGUAAAAGUUGGCUGCAUCACUGUCAACACAUCUCCGGUGAAGAUUGUCAUUGAUGAACUCAUCCAACAGCUGUUUGAUGCCCUCGUCAACUGCCUCCAACGUAAGAUCAGUCUCGAUGUUAAGCACAUUGACACAUUCCUCACUGAAGCCAUUGAAAAACUGUCUACUCAACCUAAUACUCUGGAAGAAAUUACUGCUGCCAAUGCUUGCCACGUGGAAUAUGCUGAGAAGAAGAAAGAGAUCAAAGACUUGUUUGAAAAGGCUCAGGCGAAAAACAAAUUAUUGCGUUCCUUUGCCGGCCAAGAACUGGACAACGUCAUGAAGCUUGCUUCCCACUGGGACAGUUUUGAGCUUGUUUUGGACAGCCAUAAUUCUAUGAUUACUAAAAGAAUGGAUGUUAUGAGAAACAAUUUGGAAUCUGAUGUUGCAUCCUUCCACACUGCUGUUCAGAAAUUCGCUGAUAGAUGGGAACAAGCAGAGCAGAACCUAUCUUUUGAUGGGGACAUUUCACAAUGUGACCAGGAUCUUGAGAUUGUUAAAGAGAAGCUCGAGGAUUUUAAUAAGUUGUGUGAAACUGGUGAAAGUCUCAAGCAAGCCUGUGAUAAGUUUCAUCUUCCACCACCCGAUUCAAACCAGAUUACUGAACUAAGAGAUAAACUGGCCGGCUUUGAAGGCAUAGUUAUUGUCUACAAUGACUACAAGAAUGAACUGGAAGACUUAACAAAAGAAGAGUGGAUAUCCUUUGGAAAGAAACUGCAUUCCUUUGAAGAAUUUAUCAACAAAUGGUUUGAGAAGUUGCAAACUUUGACAGUCAAUACUUUGAUUGCACGUUUGGUAAACGACAUCGACAGAUACAGGAAUGUUUUGCCUAUACUGAAAUGGGUCAGAGGGGACCAAUUCACUGCCAGUCAUUGGGUAGAGAUAAACUCAUUGCUUCAAUUACCACCAAACACCAAACCAGAAAAACUUACUUUUGGCAUGAUUCUUGGUUCCAGUGAAAGCAUCAUCAAAAAUGUAGACACACUAAAAGAAUUGAACCGCCGUGCCCAAGGAGAAAUUAUCAUUCGAGAUGCCAUGCGAGAAAUUGAAAUGUGGGGUGUUGGAGCUGCAUUCUCCUUGACUGACUAUGAGGACACCAACAAACAGACAGUGAAGUUAAUUAAGGGCUGGAAAGAUAUUUUCAAUGAGGUUGGAGACCAACAGUGCUUAUUGCAAUCCCUUAAAGAUUCACCGUACUUCAAAAACUUUUUGGAUAAAGCCACAAUUUGGGAGAAACGCUUAGCAAGUUUGGACGAGUACUUGCAGAACCUUUAUCAAAUUCAGCACAAAUGGGUUUACUUAGAACCGAUAUUUGGUCGUGGUGCUUUACCUAAGGAACAGAACCGCUUCAAGAGAGUUGAUAGUGAUUUCAGAGCCAUUAUGACGGACAUACAGCGAGAUCGUCGUUAUGUUUCGCUUGCAAACCGAGUAGGACUUUGUGAUCAGUUAAAGACAAUGGUGGACCAACUGCAGAGAUGCCAGAAAGCACUCAAUGAAUUCUUAGAGGAAAAGAGGUCCUCAUUUCCCCGUUUUUAUUUCAUUGGGGACGAGGACCUGCUGGAGAUUCUUGGCCAGUCCACUAAGCCUGAUGUAAUCCAAACACACCUGAAGAAAUUGUUUGCUGGUAUUCAUACUGUCAAGUUUAAUGAUGACUGUAGCCAGAUUCUUGCCAUGAGGUCAUUGCAUGGGGAGGUGGUACCACUUCGUCAACAAGUUCUCAUCACCACUGAUGUUGAGUUGUGGAUGAACAGCCUGGCUACAGAAAUGAAAGAGACCUUGAAAGACUUACUGAAAGAAUGUCUGCAAGAAUCCCAGACAGGACAACCUGAUCCAAACAAUUUUCCUUCACAGAUUCUAUGUCUUGUGGGGCAGAUUCAAUUCACCCAGCAAUGUGAGAAUGCUAUCAAGCAAAACAACUUGAAUGGAUACCUCCAUGACGUCAAACAUAAGCUUGACGUUCUUACCAGGAAAAAUGUGAAAUGUGAAGACAUCCUUGAGCUGAAACUAAAAGCUCUCAUCCUUGAUAUGGUCCAUGGCAUAGAUGUGAUCCAACAGCUGAUGGCAGCAAAUGUCACUUCUGUUACAGAUUGGCAUUGGCAGAAGCAGCUCAGGUACUACACGAAGAAUACAAACCUCUGUAUCAUCAAGAUGGUAGACGCUGAGUUUAACUACACGUUUGAGUACCAAGGGAACAUCCAGAAACUGGUCCAUACUCCACUCACUGACAAGUGCUACUUGACCCUAACUCAAGGAAUGCAUAUGGGUCUUGGUGGUAACCCUUAUGGCCCUGCUGGAACUGGCAAAACAGAGUCUGUCAAAGCCCUCGGUGGACUUUUUGGUCGACAAGUUCUUGUAUUCAAUUGUGAUGAGAGUCUAGACGUGAAGUCGAUGGGGCGUAUCUUCAUUGGCCUUGUCAAAUGUGGUGCCUGGGGCUGUUUUGAUGAAUUCAAUCGACUGGAACCGCCAGUGCUGUCAGCUGUCUCCAUGCAAAUCCAAGUCAUCCAAGAUGCUAUCAAAAACAAAUCAAAACACAUGGAAUUACUCGGUAAAAAUAUUGAAAUUGACCAUAACUCUGGUAUCUUCAUAACAAUGAACCCUGCAGGUAAAGGUUAUGGAGGCCGGCAGAAACUACCGGACAAUCUGAAGCAGCUAUUUCGGCCAGUGGCCAUGUCCAAGCCCGACAACGAGCAAAUUGCUGAAGUCAUCCUCUUUUCGGAUGGUUUCAAAGAGGCCAAAAUGAUCGGACGAAAGCUGGUCACUAUCUUUAAUCUUUCCAAACAAUUGCUAACACCACAGCAGCACUAUGACUGGGGACUGAGAGCCAUGAAAACUGUUCUUCGAGGUUGUGCCAGUCUUUUGCAGAAAGCCAGAGACGAAGAUGUAACCAUCGAUGAAACAGUCGAAUCAAUGUUAGUGGUGCAGGCGCUGAGAUUCAACACUCUGUCGAAGCUCACCUUCUCUGACAGCAGCGUGUUUGACAGUCUGGUGCAAGACAUAUUCCCAGGGGUUAGCUUCAAGGACAUUCAAUUUGAGAAUGUCGCUCAGGCAUUCCGCGAGGUGUGUGAAGAACAGAACCUGACCAUUGAUGAAAGCCAGGUGAAGAAAGCCCUGGAACUCUAUGAACAGCUGAAACAAAGGAUGGGCAUCGUAAUUGUUGGACCAAGUGGUUCCGGCAAGUCCACUCUCUGGUCAGUUCUACGCCAAGCCUUAGCAAAGAUCGGUCAGACAGUAAAACAGUACACAAUGAAUCCAAAGGCCAUGCCAAGAACUCAGCUGCUUGGUCACAUCGAUAUGGAUACUCGUGAAUGGACUGAUGGAGUUCUUACAAACAGCGCCCGCCAAGUAGUCAAAGAACCUCUUGAUAUUCAUUCCUGGAUUAUAUGCGAUGGGGAUAUUGAUCCUGAAUGGAUUGAAUCCUUGAAUUCUGUACUGGACGACAACAGACUCUUGACCAUGCCGUCAGGGGAGCGGAUUCAAUUUGGACCGAAUGUGAACUUCAUAUUUGAGACCCAUGAUCUUGUCAAUGCGUCCCCUGCCACGAUAUCACGUAUGGGCAUGAUAUUUCUCAGUGAUGAGAACAUAAACAUGAAAGGCUUGGUGCAGUCAUGGCUGCAGAGUCAGGACGAACUGCAACAGCUGAAGCUCAAUACCUGGAUAGACGACUAUUUCUACAGCGCUCUUGACUGGGUCAUCAGGCAGAACGACUUGGUUGUGGAGACCAGCUUGGUUGGUAUUUUAAAAAAUGGCCUUUCACAUCUUGGCCAAGCUAAAAGCAAAGCGCACUUUGCUGUGUGUUUAAUUCGAGGACUAGGAGCCAACUUGAAUCCGAAAUCCAGAGCAGCUCUUGCACAAGAAGUGUUUUCAGUAAUUGGAGAAACUCCACCAGAUUCACAACACAUUCUGGAUACUUACUAUGAUGAGGAGACUGGACGACUAAAAACCUACUCACUACAAGAUGGUCUGAGAGAUGAACAUCUGGAUUUGAACAGCUUGGAACAAGGCUCACAACUGCCCAUAAUCAAGACAGUCCAUGUGCAAAGAAACCUCGAUUAUUUCUCAUUGUGGCUUCAGGACAAACACUACCAACCAUUUAUCCUUGUUGGACCAGAGGGUUGUGGUAAAAGUCUGUUACUACACCAUUGCUUUGAGCAGCUGCGAUCAGUCAGUGUUGCAACAGUGCACUGCAAUGCACAAACCACACCUUUGCACAUUUUGCAGAAGCUCGAUCAGAUGUGUCUAAUUGUUAGCACCAAUACCGGACGGAGAUACAGGCCUAAAGAAGGCGAGCGGCUCAUCUUGUACCUGAAGGGUAUCAACCUCCCACGACAUGACAAAUGGCAAACUUGCCAGUUAAUUGCUUUCCUGAGACAGAUAUUCACAUUUGGAGGAUUCUAUAACUCCAGCCUGGAGUGGGUCGGACUUGAAAGUGUUCAGAUCGUGGCUAGCAUGAAUGCUGGAACCUCACUUGGUCGGCAUAAAUUGUCAACUCGGUUUACAUCUAUUGUCAGGAUAUGUUCAAUAAGUUAUCCAGACCAUGAACAACUGAAAUCUGUUUACAUGGCAUAUCUGAGUUCAAUAUUACACCAAAGAUUACCAAGUCAUCCGAUCUGGAGUAAUCCAAGUAAGAUCCAUUCCCUGGCUGGAUCCAUGGUCCAACUUUAUGAACAACUUCAGGCGCAGUUCAGUGUCGAUGACUAUAGUCACUACCUCUUCACACCAUGCGACCUCACCCAAUGGAUUCUGAAUCUUCUGCGCUAUGACCUCCGUGACACGGCCAGCAGCAACUCUAGCGAACACAUUCUGGAAAUCUGGGCUUAUGAAGCGAGUCGCUUGUUCCGAGACCGGAUUGUUGGUCCGGAGAGCCGCAGCAGGUUUGACCAGAUCCUCAUGUCCAUUAUACAAGCUGAUUGGUCCGCCGAUGUCUUGGAUAAAUUACAAUCUUUUUAUCAUGUCACUUGGGGCAGCAGAUCAACAAACUCAAGUACAACUUCCCAGAAAAUGAAUGGCAAACCUCUUGGUCGGCUCUCAAGAGAUGAUCUGAAAUCUGUUAUUGAGAAAGGACUACGAGCAUUUUGUUAUGAAAACAAGAUAGACGACAUGUUGAUAUUCAAGGAAGUCAUUGAUCAUAUUGCUCGUGUUGACCGUGUCUUGACCAUGGCUGGAGGCUCCUUGUUGAUGGCCGGCAGCUCUGGUGUUGGCAGACGAUCUGCUGUCAGACUAGUAGCAUUCAUGCAUCAAAUGCAUGUUUUUAGUCCAAAGGUCUCCAGGUCUUACAGCAUCAAACAAUUCAAACUUGACUUAAAAGGGUUGUUCCAGCUGAGUGGUAUUGAAGACCAGCAUGUUCUUCUUCUCAUAGAAGACCACACCAUUUUUGACUCAGCUAUGUUGGAAUUGGUGAACAGCCUACUGUCUGCUGGAGAAAUCCCUGGACUCUACACUCCAGAAGAACUUGGACCUUUAUUGCAGCCUCUCAAAGACACAGCAUCAGAAAGUGGCUUCACUGGGUCUUUGUUUUCUUUCUUUGUCUCUCGUGUGAAGAGAAACCUUCAUGUUGCUUUGAUAAUGGACUUUAAGAACCAGACAUUUGCCAUCAACUGUGAAAGCAACCCAGCACUUUACAAGUACUGUGCAGUUCAAUGGAUGGAUUCUUGGAGUCGUGACAGCAUGGUCAGGAUUCCAGAAAUGUUACUGGCAGAAAAAUCCAAAGAAGCCAAUAAAGACACCCAGCGCAGCCAGCGUCACUCCCACUCUGGAAAGGAUCACCCCUUCAAGGCAUUCUUGCAGAUCCAUGAAGCAUGUCACGAGUUGAGUGCCACUCCAAGACGUUACAUUGCCUUCCUCAACACCUACUUGUCUGUCUAUCAGCAGAAGAAGGAGAAGGUUGCACAGCAGAUCCAGCACUUACAGGCUGGUGUGUCCAAGCUGAACGAGGCUAAGGAGUUAGUUGCUGAACUGAAGGCAAAAGCAGCCACUCAAAGCCAGCUUUUGGUUGAGAAGCAAUCCCAAGCAGAUGCUGCACUGAAAGAAAUCACUAAAAGUAUGGUGGAUGCUGGAGAUCAGAAAAACGAGAUGGUUAUUUUAAAGCAGAAGGCGACACAAGAAAACCAGAACCUUGAGUCACGCAAGAAGAAAAUCGAUGCUGAACUAGCUGAGAUUGAACCCCUCGUGAACGAAGCUAAAAAAGCUGUUGGCAGCAUUCAGAGUGAAGCAUUGUCUGAAAUCCGUUCAUUGCGAGCACCACCAAACACUAUUCGCUGCAUUCUUGAAGCAGUGCUCUGUAUUAUGGGAAUUUACGAUACAUCUUGGGUUAGUAUGAAAAGCUUUUUAGGGAAAAGAGGAGUGGAGAAAGACAUCCAAUCAUUCAACGCUCGUAGGAUCACUCCUGACAUCAGGAAUGUUGUAGAAGAACUUCUGAGGAAAAAUAAGGAUGCAUUUGAAGCAAAGAAUGCAAGGCGAGCAUCGGUUGCUGUAGAAUCCCUUGCUGUUUGGGUGAAAGCCAAUCUAAAGUUCUCUUAUGUUCUACAGAAAAUUGAGCCUUUAGAAGCAGAACAGGCACAACUGCAAAGGAAUCUGGAUGAUGUUGAAGACAGUAUAGUUCAGUUGAGCAGCAAACUGGACAGUGUGGACAGCAAAGUGGCCGAACUAAAAGGGAACUUUGAGCUCCUGACAAGGGAAGCUCUGGAGCUGAAACACAAACUAGAAAAGGAGAAUGAAACGAUACAGGCAGCUGAAACUCUGGUUACAAAACUGGAAGGUGAACAUCAACGUUGGAAUGAGCAAAUUUCAGAACUGAAGACCGAAUCUAAAGAGCUACCAAAACAUGCCCUCCUUUCAGCAGCAUGCAUCACCUACCUUCCCAGUACACCAGAGGACAUUCGACAAAAGAUGCUGAAAGAAUGGCUGGAUAUGGUUGGACUCCAACAAUUUUCUCUCCGUCGAUUCCUCAGCACUGAAAGUGAACAGUUACAGUGGAAGUCAGAAGGUUUACCCUCCGAUGAUCUCACCAUGGAGAAUGCCCUCAUGAUUCUCAAGACCUCUCUACCUGCCUUUCUCGUGGACCCAUCGUCUCGAGCAACUGAAUGGCUGAAAUCCCAUUUGAAGAACCAUCAAGUUGAAGUCAUAAAUCAACAGGACUCUAAUUUCCAGACUUCAUUAGAAUUGGCUGUGAGAUUUGGGAAGACCCUGAUUAUUCAAGAGAUUGAAGCAAUAGAACCCUUGCUGUACCCGCUACUCAGAAAAGAUCUCAUAUCACAAGGUCCUCGCUGUGUCGUGCAGAUUGGUGAGAAAAUCGUUCACUACAAUGAAGCCUUCAAAGUGUAUCUUGCCACCAGAAAUUCCAGUCUGCAAAUACCUCCAGAUGCAAGGUCCAUCAUGACUGAGGUGAACUUCACUACAACAGCAGCCGGACUCACCAGCCAGUUAUUGGCACAGACCAUCCAGCAUGAGAAACCACAACUGGAAGUUCGCAAGACACAACUAUUGCAGCAGGAAGAAGAGUUAAAAAUACAGCUGGCAAAACUUGAAGAAUCACUUCUUGAAGAACUGGCCAAUGCUAAAGGCAACAUCUUGGAGAAUAAGGAACUCUUGGCAUCACUGAACAAGAUGAAAGCCAGCAGUAACACAGUGACAGACUCACUUCAAGAGUCUGUACAAUUACAGACUGCUUUGGAUCAAGAAAGAAACACCUAUCUACCCCUUGCAGAGAAUGGCAGUCGACUGUAUUUUGUGAUAAAGGACUUAGUGAAGAUCAACAAUAUGUAUUGUUUCAGCUUAAGUUCAUUUCUACGUCUUUUCCAAAGAACUCUGCAGGCGAUCUACGAUGAAAGCACCAACAACACAGAGUCUCGCAUCAAACUUCUGCAGAAGCACCUGUUACACCUUGUCUACAAGUCAGUGUGUCGGUCAUUAUUUAAGGCCGACCAGCUCAUGUUUGCCCUUCACCUGGCUCAUAGAUGGAGACCUGACCAGUUCAAGGACAAUGAAUGGGAAUUACUCAGUGGAACUUAUGUGUCAGAUUUUAAGAUUUCUGCACAGGCUUUAGAACAAGAGUUACCUUCCUGGAUUGAGGACCGUGAAUGUGCCAUGCCUGUUGCUAUAUUGAAGUACAAUUUCUCUGAACUCUAUGGAAAGCUGAAUUUCCAAGACUCAAACCUCUGGACACCAUUUCUCCAUAGCAGAUGUUGUGAGCAAGAAUUUCCCAAAGCAGUCGAAAAUAACCUGAGCAAGUUCCAACGCCUUCUUGUAAUCCAUGCCGUGAGACCCGACCGUCUGCAGACCGCAAUGACACAGUUUGCUUGCUGGGUACUAGGACUGACGGAUUUGGCCCCACCAACCUUCAAUCUGAAGAAGUUGUUUGCUGAUGAGACCGUUGCUACAGAACCGAUCUUGAUUAUCAUAUCUCCUGGUGCUGAUCCUUCUCAUGAUCUACAAGAACUUGCUGCACAGACAAUUGGUUCUGACCGAUACUAUCAGGUUGCCAUGGGGCAGGGACAAGCUAAUGUGGCACUAGAAUUACUUAGGCAAGCAGCCCAUGAUGGAGACUGGUUAUGUUUGAAGAACCUUCAUCUUGUCACAUCUUGGCUCCCAGUCCUAGAAAAGGAAAUUAACAGCCUGAAACCAAACAAUGGCUUCCGUCUCUGGCUUACCACCGAAGUACAUCCACAUUUCCCCAGCGUCUUGCUCCAGUCUAGUCUUAAAAUCACCUACGAGUCACCUCCUGGGCUAAAGAAAUCUCUCCAACGAACAUACGAGGCCUGGUCAAGUGAGUACCUGCGGCAGGGCAGUGAAAAUCGAGCCAAUGCUUUGUUUGCUCUCGCUUGGUUCCACGCCGUCGUACAAGAAAGGAGGACUUACAUUCCACAGGGUUGGACCAAAUUCUAUGAAUUCAAUAGUUCUGACCUGAGAGCUGGGGCUGACAUUAUUGACAGACUCUUCCGACAAUCAGGUCAUAAUAUUCAAUGGCAGUGGAUCCAUGGCCUCUUUGAACAGGCCAUAUAUGGAGGUAGAGUAGACAACACCUUUGACAUAAGGGUGUUAGUCUCUUACCUGAAGACCUUCUUUGACAACCGGGUGUUGGGUGAACAUGUGAGUGACAGACGCAUUGGAAAUCUACAACUGCCAAAUUCCUGCCAGUACCGAGACUACAUUUCUCUGAUUGAUAAACUUCCUGACUACAACCAACCAUCUUUGUUUGGUCUUCCUGAGAAUAUUGAGCGGUCUUCUCAGAAGACCAUAAGUAACAAUGUUAUCGGUCAGCUGAGAAUCCUGAUGAGGUCUGACAUCAAAGGCAGUAAAUUUGAUAAGGAAGUCUGGUCUUCUGAACUGGGGCCCAUUCUCAAAUUGUGGAAGAAACUUAACCAGGGUCAGCAACUGAUUCAUAUGAAGGUGACCCCACCAAAACAGAAAGAUGGCAACACUUCCCCCUUGUUGGCCUUUAUUCAACUCGAAAAGUACAAUGCCAUCAAACUUAUCCAGUUUGUCCAUUUGUCUCUGGCCUCACUCAGCAAGGUUAUCCGUGGCUCCACUCUACUGACCGCUAGCGUCCAGCAACUUGCUGAGGCACUGCUCAAUCAAGAGACUCCAAUCAAAUGGUUGGACCUUUGGGAUGGCCCUGAAAACCCAGUGAAUUUCUUGCGAGGACUGGUCAGCAGAACUUCUGCAGUUCUUCAAUGGGUUGAAAUGGCAGAAAACAACACCAUCCUUGACCAGCAACUCGAUCUCUCCAACUUGUUCCAUCCGGGAACAUUCCUCGAUGCUUUCCGCCAGCAGACAGCACGAGCUGUAAAGUGUUCUAUGGACAAUCUGAGGUUCGUAUGUAACUGGCAGAACCCAUCCGCGGGGGCCUACGUCACCAUGCGUAUCGGUGGACUGCUUCUGGAGGGUUGUAUAUUUGAUGGCCGUAACCUGUCUGAUAAUCAACCAGAAUCUCCAACAGUGUGUGCCCUUCCUCCAUGUUACAUAUCUUGGAUUCCAAAGAAUGUUCCUGACAAAAGCAACACAGCCGAAUACAUCUCUCUACCUCUCUACUACAGUUCCCAGAGAGACAGGGUGGUCACCUAUUUGGAUCUACCGUGCACCUCAUCCGAUCCGAACCACUGGCUGCAGUGUGGGGCAGCAGUCUUUCUCUCAUCCAAUACCUAAUGAGGGAAGUGGGAAAGCGGGUAUGGAUGGUGGUGGGGGGGACUUGGAUGAAGUGAGAGAAAGAGUAAGAGAGAGAGAGAGAGAUAAGGAAGUGUAGACUGAGGAGAAGAAGAAAAUGAAGGAGAGAGAGGGAAAGAGAUGGAGUUAUUGUAAAAACAAAAAUGGACCUUAUCAACCGGAGAUUGUAUUUAGUAAUUUGAGAUGCUUAUUAAUUUGAUAGGGUUGUAGUAUAUAUCUAGGGAGAGUGUUGAGAUGGGGCUGCAGCUUUUGACGACUUUUCACAUAUAUUGCAGUAUACCACACUUCUAUAUAUUGCCAUAUCCAUCAAAAUACCUCAAUAUAACAUAGAUUAUACACAAUAUUAAUAUCUAUAUUAGGGCAGCGAGCUGGCAGAAUCGUUAGCACACUGGGCGAAAUGCUUAGCGGUAUUUCAUCUGCUGUUAUGUUCUGAGUUCAAAUUCUGCCAAGG
Messenger RNA from Octopus sinensis (East Asian common octopus), 13436 nucleotides. RefSeq names its product cytoplasmic dynein 2 heavy chain 1-like. Lineage: Eukaryota; Metazoa; Mollusca; Cephalopoda; Octopoda; Octopodidae. The transcript is spliced from 76 exons. Gene Ontology annotation, biological process: microtubule-based movement. The coding region runs from base 86 to 12967 and encodes 4293 amino acids. Gene Ontology annotation, cellular component: dynein complex. The record is from RefSeq and is a predicted model, not a curated record. Gene Ontology annotation, molecular function: ATP hydrolysis activity; ATP binding; dynein intermediate chain binding.